Molecule: messenger RNA, 1241 nt
Organism: Rhinopithecus roxellana (golden snub-nosed monkey)
Lineage: Eukaryota; Metazoa; Chordata; Mammalia; Primates; Cercopithecidae
Gene: FCAR
Product: Fc fragment of IgA receptor
Exons: 5
Coding region: 88-951 (287 amino acids)
Source: RefSeq, a predicted model, not a curated record
CUGUGGAGCUUAUUGUCAUAAGAGUAGCUGUCAUCCUGCUAAUGUGAAUCAAAAGGAGGCUAACAGGGCUGAGGCCGUGUCAGCGUGAUGGACCCCAGAGAGAUCACCCUCCUGUGUCUUGUGCUCUGUCUGGGCCAGAGGAUUCAGGCACAGGAAGGGGACUUUCCCACGCCUUUCAUAUCUACCAGUUCAAGUCCUGUGGUUCCCUGGGGUGGGUCUGUGAAAAUCCAGUGCCAGGCCAUUCCUGACGCUUACCUGACCAGGCUGAUGAUGCUAAAAAACUCCACGUACAAGAAGAGAGAUGAAAAACUGGGGUUUUGGAAUGAUACUACGCCUGAGUUCAUCAUUGACCACAUGGACGCAAACAAAGCAGGGCGCUAUCAGUGCCAAUAUAGGAUAGGGCUCUCCAGGUUCCGGUACAGUGACACCCUGGAGCUGGUGGUGACAGGCUUGUAUGGCAAACCUUCCCUCUCUGCGGAUCGGGGUCCGGUGUUGAUGCCGGGAGAGAAUAUUUCCGUCACGUGCAGCUCAGCACACAUCCCAUUUGAUAGAUUUUCACUGGCCAAGGAGGGAGAACUUUCUCUGCCACAGCACCAAAGUGGGGAACACCCGGCCAACUUCUCUCUGGGUCCUGUGGACCUCAAUGUCUCAGGGAGCUACAGGUGCUAUGGCUGGUACAACGGGAGCCCCUACCUGUGGUCCUUCCCCAGUAAUGCCCUGGAGCUUGUGGUCACAGACUCCAUAAACCGAGAUUACACGAUGCAGAACUUGAUCCGCAUGGCCGUGGCAGGACUGGUCCUGGUGGCUCUCUUGGCCACAGUGGUUGAAAAUUGGCACAGCCAUAAGGCGCUGAACAAGGAAGCCUCGGCAGACAUGGCUGAACCGAGCUGGAGCCACCAGAUGUGUCAGCCAGGAUGGACCUUUGCACAAACACCAAGUGUCUGCAAGUAAACAUCUGGAAGUGAAAGUAGAGACAAGGCAGGACUGUGGAGUCCGACAAAGCUACUUGAAGGACACAAGAGAGAAAAGCGCACUAACAAGCUUAAAUCCAUUUCCUUUCUUUAUUUUUUUUUUUUUUUUGAGACAGAGUCUCGCUCUCUCACCCAGGCUGGAGUGCAGUGGCGCGAUCUCAGCUCACUGCAACCUCCGCCUCCCGGGUUCAAGUGAUUCUCGUGCCACAGCCUCCCAAGUAGCUGGAACUGCAGUCACACACCAACGCACCCAGCUAAUUUUUGUAUUUU